Chlorocebus sabaeus (green monkey) is the source of this 2915-nucleotide messenger RNA. The record is from RefSeq and is a predicted model, not a curated record. NCBI's taxonomy places the organism in Eukaryota, Metazoa, Chordata, Mammalia, Primates, Cercopithecidae.
UCUACACAGGACAAAGCCAAUGAUUAACCAAAUCUCCUGCAGAUUUAAAUGGGAUGGGAACUAGGAGUGGAGGCAAUCCUUUCUUUCAGCCGGAGUGCUCCUCAUGAGCCAGCCCUACCCUUAGAAAAGAUGUUUUCCAUGAGGAUCGUCUGCCUGGUCCUAAGUGUGGUGGGCACAGGAUGGACUGCAGAUACUGGUGAAGGUGACUUUCUAGCUGAAGGAGGAGGCGUGCGUGGCCCAAGGGUUGUGGAAAGGCAUCAAUCUGCCUGCAAAGAUUCAGACUGGCCCUUCUGCUCUGAUGAAGACUGGAACUACAAAUGCCCUUCCGGCUGCAGGAUGAAAGGGUUGAUUGAUGAAGUCAAUCAAGAUUUUACAAACAGAAUAAAUAAGCUCAAAAAUUCACUAUUUGACUAUCAGAAGAACAAUAAGGAUUCUAACUCAGUGACCACUAAUAUAAUGGAAAUUUUGAGAGGUGAUCUUGUCUCAUCCAAUAACCGUGAUAAUACCUAUAACCGAGUGUCUGAAGAUCUGAGAAGCAGAAUUGAAGUCCUGAAGCGCAAAGUCAUAGAAAAAGUACAGCAUAUCCAACUUCUGCAGCAAAAUGUUAGGGCUCAGUUGGUUGAUAUGAAAAGACUGGAGGUGGACAUUGACAUUAAGAUCCGAUCUUGUCGAGGGUCAUGCAGUAGGGCUUUAGCUCGUGAAGUAGAUCUGAAGGACUAUGAAGAUCAGCAGAAGCAACUUGAACAGGUCAUUGCCAAAGACUUACUUCCCUCUAGAGAUAGGCAACACUUACCACUGAUAAAAAUGAACCCAGUUCCAGACUUGUUUCCCCCAAAUUUCAAGAGCCAGCUUCAGAAGGCACCCCCAGAGUUGAAGGCAUUAACAGACAUGCAGCAGAUGAGAAUGGAGUUAGAGAGACCUGGUGGAAAUGAGGUUACCCGAGUAGACUCCUCUCAUGGAACAGGAUCAAAGACAGAAAGCCCCAGGAAACCUAGCAGUGCUGGAAGCUGGAACCCUGGGAGCUCUGGACCUGGGGAUACUGGAACCUGGAACCCUGGGAGCUCUGGAACUGGAAGUACUGGAACCUGGAACCCUGGGAGCUCUGGAACUGGAAGUACUGGAACCUGGAACCCUGGGAGCUCUGGACCUGGAAGUACUGGAAACCAAGACACUGGGAGCCCUAGACCUGGUAGUACUGGAACCUGGAAUCCUGGCAGCUCUGGACAUGGAAGUGCUGGGCACUGGAGUUCUGAGAGCUCUGUAUCUAGUAGUACUGGACAUUGGCACUCUGGAUCUGGAAGUUUUAGGCCAGAUAGCUCAGGCUCUGGGAACACCAGGCCUACCAACCCAGACUGGGGCACUUUUGAAGAGGUGCCAGGAAAUGUAAGUCCAGGGACAAACAGAGAGUACCACACAGAUAAACUGGUCACUUCUAAAGGAGACAAAGAGCUUGUGGUUGGUAAAGAGAAGGUCACCUCUGGUAGCACAACCACCACACGUCGUUCAUGCUCUAAAACCGUUACUAAGACUGUUAUUGGUCCUGAUGGUCAAAAAGAAGUUACCAAAGAAGUGGUGACCUCCGAAGAUGGUUCUGACUGUCCCGAGGCAAUAGAUUUAGGCAUAGGUACUCUGGAUGAGUUCCGCCAUAGGCACCCUGAUGCAGCUGCCUUCUUUGACACUGCCUCAACUGGAAAAACAUUUCCAGGUUUCUUUUCACCUAUGUUCAGAGAGUUUGGCAGUGAGGCUGAGUCAAUGGGUUCAGAAUCUGGUACCUUCACAAAUACAAAGGAAACCAGUUCUCAUCACUCUGGGGUAGCUGAAUUCCCUUCCAGUGGUAAAACUUCAAGUCACAGCAAACAAUUUAUUAGUAGCACAGCUUACAACAGAGAAGGCUCCACAUUUGAAAGCAAGAGUUAUAAAAUGGCAGAUGAGGCCGGAAGUGAAGCCGAUCAUGAAGGAACACAUUCCACCAAGAGAGGCCAUGCUAAAUCUCGCUCUUCCAGAGACUGUGAUGAUGUCCUCCAAACACAUCCUUCAGGUACCCACAGUGGCAUUUUCAAUAUCAAGCUACCCGGAUCCAGUAAGAUUUUUUCUGUUUAUUGUGAUCAAGAGACCAGUUUGGGAGGAUGGCUUUUGAUCCAGCAAAGAAUGGAUGGAUCACUGAAUUUUAACCGGACCUGGCAAGACUACAAGAGAGGUUUCGGCAGCCUGAAUGACAAGGGGGAAGGAGAAUUCUGGCUAGGCAAUGACUACCUCCACUUACUAACCCAGAGGGGCUCUGUUCUUAGGGUUGAAUUAGAGGACUGGGCUGGGAACGAAGCUUAUGCAGAAUAUUACUUCCGGGUAGGCUCUGAGGCCGAAGGCUAUGCCCUCCAGGUCUCCUCCUAUGAAGGCACUGCAGGCGAUGCUCUGAUUGAAGGUUCCGUAGAGGAAGGGACAGAGUACACCUCUCACAACAGCAUGCAGUUCAGCACCUUUGACAGGGAUGCAGACCAGUGGGAAGAGAACUGUGCAGAAGUCUAUGGGGGAGGCUGGUGGUAUAACAACUGCCAAGCAGCCAAUCUCAAUGGCAUCUACUACCCUGGAGGCUCCUAUGACCCGAGGAAUAACAGUCCUUAUGAGAUUGAGAACGGAGUAGUCUGGGUUUCCUUUAGAGGGGCAGAUUAUUCCCUCAGGGCUGUUCGCAUGAAAAUUAGGCCCCUUGUGACCCAAUAGACUAAAGGAGUGGGAGUGGGAGCACUCUGGCUUCUUUGCUAGAAAAGUGGAGAGGAAAUAAGAAAGGUAAAGCGUUGAGAUUCUCUACAAUCUAAAAAAUUCCUAGGUGCUAUUUUCUUAUCCUUUGUACUGUAGCUAAAUGUACCUGAGACAUAUUAGUCUUUGAAAAAUAAAGUUAUAUAAGUUUUUUUAUCUUUAAA